Physcomitrium patens is the source of this 4035-nucleotide messenger RNA. RefSeq lists its product as uncharacterized. The record is from RefSeq and is a predicted model, not a curated record. Gene Ontology annotation, biological process: proteolysis. Gene Ontology annotation, molecular function: cysteine-type peptidase activity. Lineage: Eukaryota; Viridiplantae; Streptophyta; Bryopsida; Funariales; Funariaceae.
CCUAUCUGACUCACAAUGACGGUCGUCGUUUGCGGCAGAGCAUGGCAGGACCUGCGCUGUGUUGCGCUGGGAUUGCUUACUGAUGCUUGAGCGCAUUGUUAUGAUCCCCUACUUGCUGGAAGGAGGAUCUCCAGAGCUUUGCGGAGGUGUUUUUUACUGGUUGGGAAUUUGUAUUGGUGGGAUAAGCAUCUGAUUUAUUUCGCAGCUGUAACUGUUGAGAUGCCAUUUCCUGAAAUGAAAGUCACUAAUCAGGAAGAUGAAUCUCAUGCGUCGUAUUCUUUCUGCUUGGAGUCUACCGGUUGUGUAGGAAGGCAAACCGUUCCUCUUUGUAGCUUACAUAGAUCAUGGUUUCUGAAUCUGCUAAGCUGAAGCAUCUCUUGGUAGAACAUUGCGUCAAGCUUCCGCUACACAAUAUGACGUUGUCGCUAUUGGCGAAGUGAUUUGACGCUUUGGACGAUGGUCGUGACAAAGAUCACGCAGCGGAAGAGAAAACAGCCAGAAUGGCUCGUCAAUGACGUUCAUCCCGUACUUGACCUCACCGAAGAUGGUGACGAUUCUGAAUCCCUGCCCAUGUCCGUUUUCGAGUCUGCCUGUAAUGAAAAUGGCAAAGAUAGUCCUCCAAAGACGGUGGACUUCCCCUCCUCUGAUCAAGAAAUUCUGUCGGACAAUCAGGAAGAAGAUGAUUUGCCAUCCUCUAAUUCGGCAAAAGAUUCUCCUAUUGUCAAGGAUGCAUGCAUGGAGGUUGAGAGCCCUAUAGAAACUGAACCUGAAAAUCACAUGGAGGGGAAUGUUUCUGAAGUUGUGCUCUCUAUCGAGAGAAUCGAACCAUCCACUAAGAUCAAUCCUUUAGAUAUCAAAAUUUCAGCUCAUUUCAUUGUGGUUCGAGGAGGUGACAACAAGGAAAGCAUUAUUUAUGAAUGGCCUCUUGAAAAAAUUGCUCGAAUUGGUUAUUGUUACCAUUCUGACUGGGAAGAGGAUUCAAAAGCAUAUAUCGUUGUAACGACAUCUGUUCCUCUAGUUCCUUUGUCAGGACCCAGCAAAGCAAUUGACAAAUGCUUGUUGGAGCUCUCUAAAUUUAGGGAAAGUUUUCACGAUAUAUUAAAAUUAUCACCUAUUUUUGGGGGUAUCAUUGAGGAACUCAAAUUGGAAGAUGUGACGAAAACUUUGCGCUCAAUUAAAUCUCAUAACUCUCAGGCAUCUACCUCGUUUUUUACAACAUAUUCAGAAAAGUCCGAUGAGUCAAUUGAUGCCUUCAAGGUUUUGGUUUAUCCCCAAGGUGACCCAGACGCGGUUACUAUCACACGAAAGGACAUCAAAAUCCUCAAUCCGUUUGAGUUCCUUAAUGACACAAUCAUAGAUUUUUACAUCAAGUAUCUACAACAAACAACUAUUGCACCAAAGAAGUUGGAGAAUCUUCAUUUUUUCAACAGUUUCUUCUUCAGCAAACUAGCGGAAGAUGGCAUAGGUGGUCCAGCUGCAUUUGAAAGAGUAAAGAAAUGGACUAGGAAAGUGAAUAUAUUUGAGAAAGACUUUAUUUUUAUACCUGUCAAUCAGAGUUUACAUUGGAGCUUGAUCAUCAUCUGCCACCCUGGACAAAUGUGGGAUGUUACAACAGCAGAUGGGUCACCUGUCGGGGAUGCCUGCAUUUUGCAUCUCGACUCCAUGGAGGGUUUCCAUAGAGGUUUGGACCGUUACAUUAAAAGCUAUCUCUUUCAGGAAUGGAAGGAGCGAAAUCCUAAUGAGAUAACUAAUCCUUAUGAGGUUUCCUAUGCUGAAGAGUUCUUUUCAGAAAUGCCGUACAGGUAUUCCAAGGUCCCUCAACAAGACAAUAACUGUGAUUGUGGUCUCUUUCUGCUCCAUUAUGUGGAACUUUUUCUAAAAACAGCUCCUCCAGUAUAUCGUACGAAAAGACAGAAAGGUUUCCCAACGCAGUUCCUUCAAAGGAACUGGUUUAAACCAUCUGAAGCUUCAGCAAAACGUCUUGUAAUCAAGAAGUUGAUUCUUGAACUUUCACUAGGGAGGAGCUUAGGAAGCCCCAGAGAUAACUUGGAAUUAAACGAGAAUGCUCCCAAUGGAGUGUUUUUAGCAGAUGAAGACCUAACAGUGGCAUUACCAAUGUCCUUGCGUGCUGAUGAACAGUGCACGGCUCAGUCUAUAAGUGUACCCAGUCCAGGUCGCAGUGACCCAUCACAUCAAAUGAAGGAGGCACAGAUUGAUGACUGCGCUUACCCUCGGUUGGAUGACGCCCAGCCGUGUGAUGACCUCAGUGGAGCCGUGAGUUCUAGUAGGCAAGAAGAAAGUGCUGAGUUGCAACAUAUGGACGUUAGUCCCGACAAUCUAGAAGGUAACAAUAGAUGUGGAGGUCCGGAACAAAGUGGCAAUGAUGGGCCUCGAGUGAGCUGGAAGUCUGGUGCGGCUCAACUCAAUUCACACGUUUGGGUAGUGGAUGAUGACCUUGAGUCAGGUCCUGAGGCUGUAAUUCCUCCAAAUGAUGAUACUUGGAUUCACGAGAAUUCCUCAGCUCCAAGUUUAUCUCUGCAGGUCAAACCUUUGCAGGUCCCUGUUCUGCUUGAUAAACUUGUUCUGCAGUACAAUAGGCCUUCCACGACUGUAGACUUGAGAGUCCAAGAUGAUUCACAAUCAAGUGAUGAUCCAUCGUGUUCUUUGUUGAAUGAAGACGCUGUCAAGUUGCAGAAAAAUGGUGCGCUGUUGGAAUUCGAUAGCGUAUUAUCUCCUGAUGAAGGAAAUAAUUCUGGGCCAGCUAAUAAUGACGAUGAGAUACAUGGGAGCAGUGUAUUCGAUGCGAAGCAAAGAUGUGCUACUUCAAAUUUGCAAGCUGAGGUUGCCUCACCUGUCAAAGGAACAUUGGAAGUGGGUUCUGCUUCAGGUCUAUCUUCAGAGUUCGUGCAUGCACUGCCGGAUGAUUACUUCAAGGAAGAGGGACUUAGUCUUGCUAGUGGACUAUCUGUGACGUGCAGGAGCACGACAUCACCUUCAGGCAGAAUUUUCGAAUUAAAUGGUCAGGGUGCACUUACUUUUGGACUUAAGAAGCAUUCAAAAGAUCUAGAUUCUCCACGGAAAGAUCAUCAAUCCAAUGGAUUCACUAUGAAUAAUGGACAGGUUCAAGUUAUCGAAGAAUUGACCUCAGAUGAUUCUGCCGAUGAUUUCGAAGCCUGGGAGUCUGUACAGAGGUCAAUUAAAGAUGCGAAGCGGCCAUCUUUAGAGGGAGGUCGAAGGGUGACUAGAAGCACUCGAAUGUCUCAAAGAUUGGGGUUGAGUGCGGAGAACCAAUCAAGAAACAAUGCUCUAGAGGCUCUCCUCAGAAAUAAGGAAAGCAAGAGGAGGUGACCUGCAAUUUCUUCAUGUUUUGGGUGUUAUUUUGAUUUGCAAGGCAAAAUUUUCCAAGUUUUUGCUUUCCAGAAGUAUGUAAAUCCCGGACUAUUUUGCCUAGAAUUGUAUUAAACCUAGUGUAGAAGAGGCAGCAAUCCCAGAACUUAAUUCGUGGUGUGUAUCCAACGUAAGUCCUACCUUCGACAUGCCAGAUUGCAGGCUUGGCCUUCUGGCUUGCAGCACAUUUGAUUUCAGUGCUUUGACCAAGUCAAACAAAGGUCCUGUUUUAAACAAGGACUGUGUUUGGUCUUUUCUCAGGAAAUCGUAGUACACAUAUCUGAGACUGUCAGUCCACGCAGGCUACAAGAUUUUGCCUACAGAGCUUACCCCUCAGCGAAGUUUUGAUUUAGUAAUUUGUACAUCUGUAAAGCACUUUCUGAGACAUGAAACCUUCUGAACAAUCUUGCGUGUGGCUCCAGAAUUCCUGCAGCCCCUAUUUUCUCCUUGCUAAGCGACCUUUUGUGCACAUAGCAAUCAGUGGAGUCCGUUGUGAACUUACCACUUCGAAUUCGCUAUUGAGCUAAUUGCACAGCCAACCACAAUGACUAAUAAACUUCAAACCAGAUUUUUCAAACUGGAUUUAGCAAUUGCUCGGCAGGGUUGGACUGUAGCAUUUUUCUGCAAUAAAGUGAUAAUCUCCCAGAA